AUGACUGGACCUAAUAUGGUCGUAGAUGAUUUGCCAAAUCAGCGAGGUGGAAUGACUUUCUUACGUCAACGGGACGCUGAGUUGUAUCUCGGGGCUUUAGUGGUAACAUCAGAGCGAUUUAAAGAUGCAGAUGUUUCAUCUCCGUGGAUGUCCGGUUCUUUUAGUAUCCUCAUCCCGAUUCCCAAUUCUUCUACUAACAUUGGCGCUUUGGUCCAACCCAUGAGCACCGAAGUAUGGAUUUGCGUUUGUCUAUCAGUACCAGCCGUCAUGGGAAGUCUGUUUGGUUUGAGCAAAGGUGCAUAUUGCGGAAAUAGACAACUAGCAAUUCGUUUUGCAGCGGCUGCCUGGUGUCUAGCUUGUUUCGUUCUUGUUCAAGCUUACAGUUCAACGCUGAUUGCUUUCAUCACGUCACCCAAUAAUAAACCUAUCAUUAAUUCAGUGUACGAUAUUGAAAAAGUACCAGGUCUUAAAAUCACAGUCAAUAGAAACUUCGCAGCAGAUUUAAGGCUGCUGCAAACCAAUUUCAGUAUUUUCAGGAAACUUGGUGAUUCAUUGAGAGAAGACCCGAGUCUUCGUUGCAAUAAAACGGAGCUUUGCCUUGAUAAAGUUCGAUCUGGGGAUCAUGUUUACAUUCACGGAAAACCGGUCGUCCAGAAAAUCAUUUCCAUGGAUCGAGAGAAGACAGGUUCGUGCCAUUUUACAAUGGCUAAAGAAUCCUUUUGGCCAGGCCAUCUUUAUUUUUUCUUGCCAAAGAAAAGUCCAUACACAGAAACUAUUAACAGAGGUAUUCUAAGGAUGCAGGAAACUGGAAUAUUGGGAAAGUCGAUAGAAACAUUCAAUCCGGAAGUGACGAAAUGUUCAUUAAAGUACAACGUAAAGAAAUCCGGAAAACCUCGAAUUAGUUUAAAAAAUCUGACAAGCGCUUUUACCCUGUUAUUAUUUGGGAUCUGCGUUUCAAUACUUACUUUAGUUGUCGAACUGAUAUAUCAUCUUCGCCACUUCACUUCUUCUCGUUAG
This is a messenger RNA of Daphnia pulicaria, 1017 nucleotides long. Its product is annotated as ionotropic receptor 93a-like. Gene Ontology annotation, cellular component: membrane. Lineage: Eukaryota; Metazoa; Arthropoda; Branchiopoda; Diplostraca; Daphniidae. Gene Ontology annotation, molecular function: ligand-gated monoatomic ion channel activity. The transcript has 7 exons. Bases 1 to 1017 code for a protein of 338 amino acids. The record is from RefSeq and is a predicted model, not a curated record.